GUCAACCCCCCUUCAGAGUCAGACCCUUCUCCCUCUUCCCUCAGUCUUCGAGAACCAGAAAGAGAAUCUUUUUACUCCCACGGUGUUUCGCUCUGCCCCUCGCAUAAAAAAAGUGAAGCUUUCUCUUUCUGUAACCAUUUCCCGCAGGUAAAACCUCUCCCCUCUCCUCUCUCUCCUCUGUGAGAGCUGAAGACCGAGUGUAAGCCCAGUCCCAGAUCUAGAGAUCCUGCUUCAGAUCCCUUGUCGGGUGUUGCGAUUUGUAGGCUUGGCCCCCAUCUUCUAAACAUGUCAAGGAGGCCAGCAAGUCUAGCUCGUCGCUUUGCUGAUGGUGGAAGUAUCCCGUUCGUGGGCUCAGUGCAGUCCAAAACACGCUCGUCGCCUCUGUUAUCUAUAGGGCUUCUAGUCGUGGGUGCGAUACUUCUUGUUGGCUAUUUGUAUAGUAAUUCAGGUGGAUCAAGCAGCUAUAGAGAGGCUGUGAGUAAAAUUGAAGGUAGUGUAUCGUGCACAUUAGAACUGCAACGAGCAAUACCGGUUUUGAAGAAAGCAUACGGAGACAGUAUGCUUAAAGUCUUGCAUGUGGGCCCUGACACCUGCUCCGUCGUAUCCCAAUUGUUGAAAGAAGAAGACACCGAGGCUUGGGGUGUGGAACCCUAUGACUUGGAUGAUGCCGAUACCACAUGCAAAAGCCUUGUGCGCAAAGGCAUGGUAAGAGUGGCGGACAUCAAAUUCCCUCUUCCUUAUCGGGCGAAAUCCUUCUCUCUCGUCAUUGUAUCGGAUGCCUUGGACUACUUGUCCCCUAGGUACCUAAACAAGACCCUCCCUGAACUGGCAAGGGUCUCUUCCAAUGGCGUCGUUGUCUUUGCAGGGUAUCCUGGUCAGCAAAGAGCUAAGGUUGCAGAGCUAUCCAAAUUCGGUCGCCCAGCCAAAUUGCGGAGCUCCUCCUGGUGGAUACGGUACUUCUUCCAAACAAAGAUAGAAGAGAAUGAAGCGGCGGCGAAGAAGUUCGAGCAGGCCGCGACGAAGAGGUCGUACAAGCCAGCCUGUCAGGUCUUCCACCUCAAGUCCUUCCCAUGAGACUCGACUGCUACUCUUCGACUGCGCUCCCUUCCCAAUCCUCAAUUGCAGCUGCAGGACAAAAAGUGUCGUGAAGAAACCAAAUAAAAAUAGCCCAAAGGGCCAUUGUGGAAAAUCUUCUCAUAUAUUAUACAUUUUGUUUUGAAACUGUAGAUGUUUGCACUUUAUUUAUUCACUCGAGAAGUGUUCGUCUUCGAGGCCUCCAAGUUACUUUAGAUAGGAUUUUUGCUUGAUUUGAUAUAUACAGGGGAUGAUUAGUUUGGAUUAAACAUUCAUUGCUUGUUCUCGUCUCUC
Punica granatum (pomegranate) is the source of this 1368-nucleotide messenger RNA. The record is from RefSeq and is a predicted model, not a curated record. NCBI's taxonomy places the organism in Eukaryota, Viridiplantae, Streptophyta, Magnoliopsida, Myrtales, Lythraceae.